AUGGAUUUUGAUGGGAAAGUAACUCCUGAUGAGGUUGCAGUUGCUGCGAACUACUUGAAUUAUACUUUAGGCAAGGAGGGCAUCCAAGAACUCAUAGGCAACCUUUCCAAAGAUAAAGAUGGGAAAAUUCGUGUGGAAGAUAUUGUGAAAUUGGGCAGCUGGACAGAAGAUGCAAACCAAGCUGAAGAUGAGGGAUUAGGGAAUAAUAUAUAUAUGAGUCACUGA
Prunus armeniaca (apricot) is the source of this 225-nucleotide messenger RNA. The record is from the annotation of a GenBank genome assembly. Lineage: Eukaryota; Viridiplantae; Streptophyta; Magnoliopsida; Rosales; Rosaceae.